Messenger RNA from Ramularia collo-cygni, 3996 nucleotides. RefSeq lists its product as uncharacterized. The transcript has a single exon. NCBI's taxonomy places the organism in Eukaryota, Fungi, Ascomycota, Dothideomycetes, Mycosphaerellales, Mycosphaerellaceae. The coding region runs from base 1 to 3996 and encodes 1331 amino acids. The record is from RefSeq and is a predicted model, not a curated record. Gene Ontology annotation, molecular function: protein binding; catalytic activity. Gene Ontology annotation, biological process: nucleoside metabolic process.
AUGGSGACUUACGACGACUACACUGUCGCUUGUAUUUGCGCUCUACCUGCGGAGGUAGCAGCAGUCAAAGCGGUGCUCGAUCUUAUCCACCCUGACCUACCCAGGAAUCCGGCUGUAAAGGACACCAAUGCCUAUGUGCUAGGAAGUCUUUUCGGUCACAAUGUCGUGCUCGCAUAUCCGGCAUUUGGGGUGUCUGGAACGGUUUCGGUCGCGAGUGUGGCAAUGCAGCUGCGCGCGAGCUUCAAGUCAAUCCGAUUCAGCUUGAUAGUUGCUACUGGCGGAGGGGUGCCUGGUACGAAGGAGGACAUUCGUCUUGGGGACAUCGUUGUAAGCACGCCGACAGCUGGUCGUCCAGGUCUCGUGCAUCAUCAACAUAGCGGAAAAGCUACGGUAGAUCAACCUUUCAGCGGCGAUUUACUGGAUCAGCCAUCAGCUUUGCUCCUUACAGCAGUUGGCAAGACCGAGACAGGUGCCAUUUUUGGGGAAAGUCGGAUUCCACUUUACCUCUCCCAGAUUGUGCAAACGGAUCCCGCGGUCUUUGCUCAUCCAGGCCCAGAACAAGAUAUACUCUUUGACUCAAAACACGAACAUGCGGGCGUCGAAUCCGGCGAGAACGGGGGCCAUCGCGGCACCCUAGAUGGAUUUCGCCACCGGCAGCCACGGGACUCCUCAGACCCAGUGGUCCAUUAUGGUGGACUUGCCUCCAUGAAUCAAUUGAUGGGUCAUGAAGCGAGUCUAGAAACUUCGGUAUAUGAGCUUGGAGGCUUGUCUUUUGAAGAAGAGACGGCUGGUUUGGUGGACGCUGCCCAAUGUCUGCAGAUCCGAGGAAUAUGUGACUAUGGAGACUCGCACAACUCAAAGCUCUGGCGUGCCUAUGCCGCCGCCGCAGCUGCUGCAUAUGUCAAGGAGUUGUUGUCGUUCAUCCCCAUCGCCCCAAAGCAGAUACCUCUGGCAGAAGWCACAUAUGCAAUGGCCGCACCGGUGCUCGAUGCUUUGCUGUUAACCAGACCUGAAGUUGAUCGAACAUCUCUCAUUGUGUUGAAAGGGCGGAGAGUCGACGGUACCUGCGAAUGGCUCGCGCAAAACCCUCAAUACCGAGAAUGGCUAGUAGACGACAAAUCAUCACUAUUUUGGAUCUCAGGWGGCCCUGGGAAGGGUAAAACUAUGCUUGCCAUCUACAUUACAGAUAUCUUACAGCCACCACCUGCUGCGGUCGACGAUGUUCUUCUCUAUUAUUUCUGCAGCAACCGAGACAAAAAUAGAAACACUGCAGUGACCAUCAUGCGAGGGAUUCUACAUCAAUGGCUCAACGGUCAUCGUCACUUGGCACGACACAUCAAGAACUCUUUCAAAGGCACUGAGACGACGAAGUAUACCAUUUCAAACUUUACAACCUUGUGGAGAACUUUUCUGACCCUGCUUCAGCAAAGCGGGUCUCGCCAGGUCGUGUGCGUGCUGGACGGAUUGGAUGAAUGCGAAAAGGAAUCUCUUGGACAGCUUCUCGAUGCCGUACGAAGCUACCUCUCCAACGCCGAUGGGAAAUGCAGGCCGCGCCUCAAAUUCAUCUUUCUCUCCCGCCCUCAGCCGGCUCUGUUGGAAAACAAGCUUAACCAAUACCGCCGAAUUAAGUUGGAUGACUCAGAUAAAGRGAUCGCAAACGAUGUCGAGAGAUAUAUCUUCGCCAAGGUUGAUGAAUUAGCAUCUGAGCAGGAGUUCUCUGAGGAUAUGGUUCUGCAUGUUCGUCAGGCUUUGUUGGCUGGCGCGGAAGGUACUUUCCUAUGGGUUGGGUUCGUCGCCAAUGAGCUCAAGGGAAGAAGUUGGGAAAAGAUGAGUGAACUUCUCCACGGCGUGCCAAAAGGUCUUGGUGGGAUCUAUCGGAAGCUACUUCAACAAAUUGAGGAAAAGGAGCAACUGGUUCCCAUUCUCCAGUGGAUUGUACUCGCCGCCAGACCUCUUACAAUUGAUGAACUGACUGUGGCUGCGGAAGUCAAGCCAUCGAGUGGCCUUCCGCCAGUCCAGGUGACGAAGAAUCUGCUUGCAUCCUGCGGGCUGCUGGUGAAAAUUGAAAGCGACGUAGUCAACCUCGUCCACGAGUCGGCAAAGGACUUUUUCCAGAGCGAUCAGGUCGAUUUUGAAGGGAUCAAUAUGUUCUACAUGAGUCGGGAGACACAUUGGAUUCUCAUGCGGCACUGCCUUACAGUCGUCGAACAAAGCUACGGAAGCCUUGGGGGUGUCGACGAGAAGUCUGCUCGCAAUUCUCUCUUCGGUUAUGCUAGCUUACAUUGGCCGAUGCACUUUCAACUCGCCAUUGAAGUGCUUGAUGCAAUGCCUGAGUUACCACAUCAGUUCUUCCGACUGCAUUCUCCUGUCCGAGACGAAUGGUGGAGGUUCUACUGGGAGCAGGAGAAGAAUGGUGGAGAGCCACCCGCUUUCACACUCUUACACCUAGCUGCGUACCUUGGUAAUUUGGUCUGGGCCCAGGCACUUCUCGACAAGCAUGCGCGCCUGCUUUCGCGAAAGGACAACUACGGGCGGACUUCGCUAUCCUGGGCUGUCAAAAAGGGGCAUCGAGACAUGGUUCAAUUGUUACUUGAUCACGGAGCUCAGAUCAAUGCCAAAGAUCGAAGCGGUCUUACUGCUCUCCAUAUUGCAGUCGCGGGAGAGAAUAGAGACAUUGUGGCACUACUCCUUGAUAGUGACGCUAGCGUGGAGGCAAAAGCCACUAGUGGCGAUACACCCCUGGUUUUGGCCAUCCAGGCAUAUUCGAAGGAGAUCGUUGAGUUGCUUCUCACGCACGAAGCGCGCGUGGAUGGACUACCGCUCCCUUCAGGGAUUGCCUGUCUGAAAGGACCUACCGAACCGAUGGAAGAGCGAGUUCAAGAGCUUCUAGGACUUCAAGAACAGCUGCUUUCAGAGAGAUACAAGCUGUCUUCCAAGAAAAGUGACUUGAUCAUGAAACUUCUAGGCCUUUCUUUCCGAAUCCCAGUCAUUAUCCAGCUGAUGACGGUGUACUUGAAGCACAUGGCACUUGGUCGCUGGGAUCGAUUUUCUCUAUUGCAAGAUCUUGUCAAAGAGAACAGAAUAAACGAGCUGCGAACAUGGAUGCAGACAUAUCGCAAAUUCUACAUUCAGCUUGUCGUCGCCAGGAAUCCUAGCAGCCUGGCAGCCAUGGCUGAUCUUCCAACUUUGGUAUUCCAGGCGGUCUCCACGGAAGAUCUACAGGCACUGCUGGUAAUGGGAGUUCUCGUAGGCUCAGAAGCCAAACUCGCAGCUGUUCGACACGAAUGGAGGGAAGGAGACGCCAUACUAGGCAGAGCAUUCGCAAAGUGGGCUUCCAUCGCCUAUCGUAGAGACGCCGAGGAAUCUUUACAUUAUGGAGUACGCGAAUUCCUGGCCGAUUACGAUGUCUGCAUCCGCAGUGGUGGCAAGGAAGAUAACGUGGCCCGCGCGGUUGUACUCCUCACAUCGCAAUGUACUAUGCUUGAGAACCAGGAUCCGCGGCCAAUCGAAUAUUUCUCCACGGUGGUUGCGGAGUUCUAUGAAGGAUAUAUUGGCGGACGAUACGAGCAUUCUCUGUUCAAUGAUGCGAAUCAAGCGUGCGCUUAUGAGCUCGCUGCUAUAAGCGAAAAUCGUGACUCUUCGAGUUUACUCCUUUUGCUAAGGAGUAUACUCCAAUUUGCUCACCGUUCUCGAGAGAAAGGGCAGGAUCGGUUUCUCGGUAUGCCUGCUGCGUCUUGUCUGAUCCUCUGCCAGAAGAAUUCCAACGCCCACCGAUGGUUGAUUGCCGAGGCGAUACCAGAGACAAUGAGCGCCUUGGUCUCGCAGCAACAACAAGGACAGCUUCAGACGCGGGCGUGCAGGGGCUUUGUGGAGUGUCUGAUUGUCGGGAAGCGGUAUGGGUUGGUACUACCUGCUGCGUUGRGACGAAGAGUGAAAGAACAACUUGGUUCGUUGAUAGGAGUCGACGUAAUGCUCGAUCAGAUCUUGGACUCCUGA